Molecule: messenger RNA, 246 nt
Organism: Penicillium longicatenatum
Lineage: Eukaryota; Fungi; Ascomycota; Eurotiomycetes; Eurotiales; Aspergillaceae
Exons: 3
Coding region: 1-246 (81 amino acids)
Source: RefSeq, a predicted model, not a curated record
AUGGAUAAGCUUUCUGGUCUCGCACACAAGCUCGGUGGUGGCAGCAGCUCCCAUGGCUCCUCCAACCAGGCUGCUGGUAAUGAGGACUACGUUGACAAGGCUCUUGAUUCCGGAGAGAAGAAGUUUGGCGGCGGCAAGGUUGACCCUGCCAAGAUGCGCUCCACCAACGAGAAGAUUACCGACACCGCGCGUGAGAAGUUUGAGAGUGCUACUGGCAAGAAGGUCCCCGGGAAGAUUUCCAACUAG